CGCCCACCCAGCACAGUUGCCUCUUGAUGAGUUUUCGUAUUCAGUAAACCCGAGAGUGAACUCGACUCGUCAUUGCAUCGUCCGGGUCGUCGAUUUUGACAUUUUCACACACGUCCUCAUCAUGUCGGUGCCCGGAUUCCCGUUGGCUUCCGCGACCAACAACACUUACAGCGCUCAUGAGAUUGCUCCUAUUGUGUAUGCAGGAAGAAAGCCACCACCUCUUCCAUGGAAGGACAUCGGCUACGUCGCGAAGUGGUCUGUUUCGUCAUUCAAGUUUGGUUUCGGUCCUGAGUGUCUGCAGGACGACGACCCCGACACAUUCUGGCACUCCGAUGGCCCUCAGCCCCAUUUCGUGACGAUCGAGUUCCCGAGAAAGAUGGCUAUCCAGAAAAUCAGCCUCUUUCUCAGCUUCCCUCUCGACGACUCGUACACCCCCGCCGUGCUUUCGAUUCGCGCAGGCACAGGCCUGGGCGAUCUUCAGGAAGUACGCUCCAUCACCCUCGAAAAGCCGGAUGGAUGGAUCACGUUCGACGUAUCAACAGAGCCCAGCGAAGAUGGAGAUGGCUUCAAAGCUGUGCAUGCAUACAUCUUGCAGAUUCUCGUCCUCACGAAUCACCAAAACGGCAAGGACACGCACGUCCGUGGCAUGCGUGUUCUGGGACCUAUAGAAGACCAGACUUCGUGGGACGACCCGUUCCCCUUCGUGACUCCCAAGUUCAAAAUGUUCGAACACAUCCGCUAAUGCGGGUCACGACGCUCCAUCACCCUAUGUGAUUCUAGCUUUGGUUUAU
This is a messenger RNA of Heterobasidion irregulare TC 32-1, 791 nucleotides long. RefSeq lists its product as uncharacterized. Gene Ontology annotation, cellular component: anaphase-promoting complex. Lineage: Eukaryota; Fungi; Basidiomycota; Agaricomycetes; Russulales; Bondarzewiaceae. The transcript has 6 exons. Gene Ontology annotation, biological process: anaphase-promoting complex-dependent catabolic process; protein K11-linked ubiquitination. The record is from RefSeq and is a predicted model, not a curated record. Bases 122 to 742 code for a protein of 206 amino acids.